Molecule: messenger RNA, 5379 nt
Organism: Scatophagus argus
Lineage: Eukaryota; Metazoa; Chordata; Actinopteri; Scatophagidae
Gene: plcg2
Product: phospholipase C, gamma 2
Exons: 33
Coding region: 401-4150 (1249 amino acids)
Biological process (GO): phosphatidylinositol-mediated signaling; phospholipid catabolic process; positive regulation of epithelial cell migration
Molecular function (GO): phosphatidylinositol-4,5-bisphosphate phospholipase C activity; protein binding
Source: RefSeq, a predicted model, not a curated record
GCGUCAGAGAGAGCGGGCUGCGAGCAGCUUUUCACAAACACGCAAAGAAUCGACAAGGUUUAGACCAAAACAUUAAUUUUGAAAAAAAAGUAGCAGUAUCACCCCGACAAAGUGCCAGUUCAUGCCGGUGUCAUUUUCACAGUGUAGUUUGCAUAGAUACCGUCCAUGCUUCCGGCCAGUUUUUUUUAUAACUUGUAGGCUAUGCUUAUAAUGCAAGUUAACUUUUACUUCCUUGUACACACAGAUAGAGGAACUGACCGUUUUGCGGCUGGUCUUUUUUUGUCAACAGUCUAUAUCAAAGCCAGCUUCAUUUCAUAACUUUCAAAUGAUGAUCUGAUAGAAAACAAGCGGCGACUUUUAAGAUCCGAAUAGAAUCGAUUUCACCUGUAAAGCUGCAGAGAUGGCUUGUUGGGGGCAGCAGGGUGAGAUGACGGAGUACAAGAAGAUUCUGAUCAAACGAGACAUGGAGAUGGGCGUGGUCAUGACGGUGUUUCGGCAGAAGGCUGAGCGGCUCACCGUGCAGGUGAUCAUGGAGACCCGUCAGGUGGCAUGGACACGCACUGCAGACAAGACUGAUGGUGUCUUGGACCUGUUUGAGAUCAGAGAGGUUCGUCCAGGGAGGAACUCCAAGGACUUUGAGCGCUUUAAAGAUGGCAAGGACAAACACGAUGAAAAUACCUGCUUCACAAUUUUCUAUGGCUCGAUGUUUGUUCUCAACACCCUGAGUCUAGGAGCUGAUUCUGUGGAAGAGGCACAAAAAUGGCUGAUGGGACUAGAAUUGUUGAGACAAGAGACACUGGCAGCUCCCACUCCGGUUAUUAUAGAGAGCUGGCUGAGGAAGCAGAUGUAUUCUGUCAAUCAGACCAAAACAAACAGCAUCUCUGUAAAAGAGCUGAAGGCUCUGCUUCCUUUGCUCAACUACAAGGCCCCCAGCUCCCGUGUUCUCAAAGAUAAAGUCCAGGAAGUGGGAGCAAAGAAAGACCGCCUGGAUUUCGAACAGUUUCAUAAGUUGUACAAUCAUAUAAUGUUUGAACAGAAGGAGAUCCUUGAUGAGUUCAAAAAGGAAUCCUGUGCUUUCAUUCUGGGUAACACAGAUAAACCAGAUGCCUCAGCAGUCCUACUGCAUGACUUCCAACGGUUCCUCAUCUACGAACAAAAGGAAUUGUGGGCCAAUGAUCUGAACCAGGUCAGAGAGCUGAUGACCACCUUCAUUGAUGACACCAUGAGAAAAACCAAUGAUCCCGUGUUCACUGUCAGCGAGUUCCUCAGCUUCCUGUUUUCCAAAGAGAACUCUGUGUGGGAUGAGAAGUUCUCAGAGAUCAGCAACCUGGACAUGAACAACCCUCUUUCCCAUUACUGGAUCAGCUCCUCACACAACACCUACCUGACAGGCGAUCAGCUUCGCAGUGAGUCAUCCACAGAGGCUUAUGUGCGAUGUCUGCGUCUUGGAUGCCGCUGUGUUGAAUUGGACUGCUGGGAAGGGCCCGGGGAGCCGAUCAUCUACCAUGGCUGGACCAGGACAACCAAGAUCAAGUUUGAGGAUGUGGUCAAAGCCAUUAAUGAUCACGCUUUUGUCACAUCAGAGUUUCCAGUGAUCCUGUCCAUAGAGGAGCACUGCCCUUUAGAGCAGCAGCGUCAGAUGGCUCGUAUCUUCAAAGAAGUGUUUGGAGACAAACUACUGACUGAACCUGUCGAGCAGAUGGCUGAGCAGCUGCCCUCGCCUACACAGCUGAAAGGCAAGAUCAUACUCAAGCACAAGAAGCUCAGUGUGGAGGGACCAGGAAUCAGUAAAGACUUCAGGAAGGGACAGAAACAGGGAGACCUGGAGAUCUGGGAUCCUGUGGAUCAGCGGUGGAACAACCACUACUGUGUGAUCUCUGAUGACAAGCUGUACUAUGCAGAGGAGUACGAGCAGGAGGAAGAAGAUUCCAGAAAGCACCAGGACCUGCAUACUUCAGAGCCAUGGUUUCAGGGUCGUAUGAAGGAGGGCAGGCUGAUGGCCGAGCACCUAAUCCACGACUACUGUGCAGAGAGAGUGGGAAGAGAUGGCACUUUCUUAGUGCGAGAGAGUGAUACCAACGCCACAGGCUGUACCCUCUCCUUCUGGCGCAAUGGGAAGGUCCAGCACUGUCGCAUUCGCUCGGGUUCAGAUGGGAAAAACGUGUACUACUUCCUAACACCAAACCUGCACUUUCCCAGCGUGUACUCCCUGAUCCAGCACUACAGAGAGAACCCGCUGCGCUGCCAAGACUUUGAACUGCGCCUCACCGAUGCUGUACCACAGCCAAACCCACAUCUACAUGAAGGGUGGUUCUACAGUAACCUGAGCAGGGGUCAGGCAGAGGAUUACCUGCUGAGGAUCCCCAGAGAUGGAGCUUUCCUCAUCCGACAGAGAGAAGGGGAACCAGACUCCUUCGCCAUCACAUUCAGAGGUGAUGGUAAGGUGAAACACUGCCGGAUCCAGAAAGAGGGCAACAUGUACCUGUUGGGCACCACUACAGAGUUUGAGAGCCUGGUAGAGCUGGUCAACUAUUUCAAAAAGAAACCGCUGUAUCGCAAAAUCAAGCUACGUUACCCAGUCACUCCCGAGCUGGUCGACCGCUUCAGCACGGAGAAAGACUGUGCCUCUCUGUAUGCAGUGAAAACAUACGUGGAGCCCAAUGAGAUUGAACCCUCACUGCCUCAAAGUACAGUUAAGGCUGUGUAUAGCUAUCAAGCCAAAAGGUCAGAUGAGCUCAGUUUCAGUACAGGAGCUUUGAUACACAAUGUCACAAAAGAGAACGAUGGGUGGUGGAAAGGUGACUAUGGUGGAAAGGUGCAGCUGUUCUUCCCAUCUAACUAUGUAGAGGAAGUGUCCAACAACACUAAACCUGAGACCAAAGACCAGGACAUGGAAGACAACCCACUUGGUGAACUAUGUCAGGGUGUUGUGGACAUCUCCAAGUGCAACAUUCAAAACUUGAAGAAUGGUAAAAAUGGGAAGCCUCACGUGUUGACCCUGCAGGACACAGAACAGGACAGUCUGCAGUUUGACCUGGCAGCAGGCUCUCUGGAGGAGUUGUUUGAAUGGUACCAGGUGGCCUGGAACAUUACUCAGAGAGAGAUGAGCAAGCAAUACAAAAGGGAGCAAGAGAUCAAACAGCAGGAGGAAGUGGAGAAGAAGGCGGAGGUUGCCAUGGAGAUGUCAGACCUGGUUGUCUACUGUCAGCCACGCAGCAAGGAGAAGGACCGCUUUGAGAACUACAGCUACAAAGAGGUCCGCUCCUUUGUGGAGAACAAGAUACCAGGAAAGAGCCGCACCAAAGACUUCCUGCAGUACAACCGCAAAGCACUGAGUCGGAUCUAUCCAAAAGGUCAACGUGUGGAGUCCUCCAACUAUGACCCUUACCCACUGUGGGCAGUUGGCUGUCACAUGGUGGCUCUCAACUUUCAGACAGCAGAUAAAAACACCCAGCUGAACAGCGCCCUCUUCAGUCUGAAUGGGCGUACAGGUUAUGUGCUGCAGCCAGAGCUCAUGCGCCAUGACAGCUAUGACCCUCAGCAGGAGAAGAAGAAGGUCAAGUACAACAUCGAUGUUAGGGUUGUUGCUGCCAGACACCUUCCUAAGCCUGGCCGCAGCAUCGCCAGUCCAUUUGUGGAGGUCGAGCUAUGUGGACACACAGAAGAGAAGUUCAAGACCAUCGUCUAUCGUGAUAACGGUCUGAACCCGGUGUGGAAAGCCCCUGCAGAGCCGAUGACCUUCACCGUGCACGAGCCCGAACUCACCUUCUUGCGCUUUGUGGUCAAUGAGGAGGACAUGUUCUCAGACCCCAACUUCCUAGCUCAGGCCACAUUUCCUGUCAAAGGCAUUCGCUCAGGCUACCGCUCUGUUCCUCUAAAAAAUGGCUACAGUGAAAACUUAGAGUUGGCCUCUCUGCUGGUCCACAUCAACGUAAAGCAAGCAGGGCGAGCGGAGGAGGAGCUGUACUCAUCCUCCAGCCAGCUCAGGAAAAAGCAGUCUGAGCUUAGCAGUGAACCAUUCCUGUACGACACACACACCAACAUUCAGCGCUCCACCACCCCUCGCCAACAAAACCACCUCCUGAGGGAGUUCAGCACCAGUGAAAAACACAAGCAAAAGAAGACGAACAACAGUAAGUUCUACUCCUGAGGACUCCUGAGCAGAACUUCACCUGUCCACAUCCUCCCUGUCUGAGCACUGGAGAAAUGGUUGCAGAUCUAAUGUCACCUCUAUCUGCUUACUGAAAGAUUUGUGAUCUGUGCUUUUUCAUAUCAAAAAAUGACAAAAAUCACAUGUUCCCUCAAAUUAGUUUUUAUUUAUUUACUAUAAGAUAAUAAACUUAUGGCCUAAAUAUUCUCUCAGGUGUAAAAAUAUUGGAAUAUGUUAACAUAAUUCUCUGGCAAAUGUAGGAAACCAUUCAUUUAAGUGGGUGAAGCAGGCUGAGAAAGGAUGAACCGUGCAACUCCUUUAUGACAGAUGAGAUGAGAGGCUGCAACAUUUCCUCUGCGAGGUCCCCACAGCCAGUUUAGCGUUCAACAAUUCUGCAUUCACUCUGAAAUCAAACUAUACAGAAUAUUUAUUUUCUAUUAAAGAGGAGUGCCCGCUAACUGAAGUAAUUGUUUCACUGCAGCAUAGCAGGACUUCUUUUGCCAAGGAGCUUGUGUUGAAUGAAUCUUUUUUGUGUCUAAUUUUAAAUACUAAAACCACUGAAAUGGAGCCAAUAUACAGGUUGCUGUUUGAGUCUGAUGACAUGAAACUUUUUAUUGUUGUGUAUUUUCGCUAGUGUGAGAGUUUUUCUGUGUGGUAACGUGUUGCAUCAUUAAAGAGUCAGUUAAAUGAAAACAGGUGGCUUAAUCCAAUGUGACAAAAACAGUUAUUUAAUUUGAUGUUUACAGCUUUCCUGUAAAUCAUCACUGACCUUAUGAAUAGAGACAAUAAAGUUUGCUUGGUGAACUAUAUCAUAUUUUUCUAUUUCAUCUUACUUUCUUAAUAUGCUUUCUUGUUGGAUUUUAAUUGCUUUCAUAUUGUAUAUUCGUGCUGUUAAGGCUAUCCAAUGAGUUGGUAAUUGUGGCAUGACAUAAUAUGCCAAUAUUUUUGUUUUCUUUGUAAAUUUUGUUCUCUUUUCCUCCUACUUUUCCAUUCCGACCUUCCUCCCUCCUCUGAUGGAUGGCUGUUCACCAGCUUCUGCCAACUCCAACUCUGCCUACAUGCUGGUAUCAAGCGACAUUUUCAACCAGCAUCAACUAAUUAGUAAAUGCAAAUGAUGCAACUGUGAAAAAAUAAACAUGAAUGUAAAACCUGCGCUGAUAAUGACCUUUAAUGACACUUUACUGAUGCUGUGGAUUUAAUAAAGUGCACUGCUUUAGAAAACCGGUCAA